This is a messenger RNA of Symsagittifera roscoffensis, 450 nucleotides long. Its product is annotated as histone H4-like. Bases 1 to 450 code for a protein of 149 amino acids. The record is from RefSeq and is a predicted model, not a curated record. The transcript has 2 exons. Gene Ontology annotation, molecular function: DNA binding; protein heterodimerization activity; structural constituent of chromatin. Gene Ontology annotation, biological process: nucleosome assembly. Lineage: Eukaryota; Metazoa; Xenacoelomorpha; Acoela; Convolutidae. Gene Ontology annotation, cellular component: nucleosome.
AUGUCUGGGCGAGGAAAGGGAGGAAAAGGACUUGGCAAAGGAGGAGCAAAGAGGCACCGAAAGAUCUUGAGAGAUAACAUCCAAGGCAUCACCAAGCCAGCCAUCAGACGUCUUGCUCGACGAGGAGGUGUCAAGCGUAUCAGUGGACUGAUCUACGAAGAGACCCGAGGAGUGCUCAAGAACUACUUGGAGAGCGUGAUCAGGGAUGCUGUAACCUACACCGAGCACGCCAAGAGGAAGACCGUUGUAGCCAUGGACAUCGUCUACGCCCUCAAGAGACAAGGCAAGACGUUCUUCUACCACAACAACUACAACUACAACCAGAUGUCAGGCAAAGGAGGAAAAUCGAAGAGCGGCAAAGUUGGAGCCAAGGCCAAGACCCGAUCAAGCCGAGCUGGACUGCACUUCCCAGUUGGACGAAUCCACCGAUUCAUCCGCAAGGGCAACUAA